Molecule: messenger RNA, 2639 nt
Organism: Seriola dumerili (greater amberjack)
Lineage: Eukaryota; Metazoa; Chordata; Actinopteri; Carangiformes; Carangidae
Gene: ftr82
Product: tripartite motif-containing protein 16-like
Exons: 7
Coding region: 154-1878 (574 amino acids)
Molecular function (GO): zinc ion binding; protein binding
Source: RefSeq, a predicted model, not a curated record
UUCAGAAAUACAAGUAGGUCCUGUCUCUGGCAGGCUGUUCCAAACUCUUGAGGGCGGGCUCCCGGGCACAGUCGACAAAAUCUCUAUCUGCUUCUGGCUCUCCAUUCUCUCUGUCUGUUUCCACAGGUCUGACUGUGUUUUGAGCCCAUCACAAUGGCUGAUCACACUUCUCCAGAUUACUUCAGCUGCUCCCUGUGUCUGAACCUUCUGAGGGAUCCUGUGGCUAUACCCUGUGGCCACAGUUACUGUAUGGACUGCAUCAGCGGCUACUGGAACGAGGCUGACUACACAGGGAUUUACAUUUGCCCCCAGUGUAAGAUCACAUUCACCCAGAGGCCUGUGCUGCGGCCCAAUGCCACUCUGAGCAUGGUGGCUGAGAAGAUCAAGAAGAGCGGUCUGAACCUCAACCUCAACAUGUCUCAGGGGAAUGCCUACGCUGGACCAAGUGACGUCCCCUGUGACUUCUGCACUGGGAAGAAAUUUAAGGCUGUGAAGUCCUGCCUGAACUGUCUGGCGUCCUACUGCGAGAAGCACCUGAAGCCUCACUAUGAAUCAGCCACAUUCAAACGGCACAAGCUGGUGGAUGAGCUGGGAAACCUGGACAGGAAAAUCUGCCCGCAGCACCAGAAGUCCCUGGAGCUUUUCUGUCGAACAGACCAGAUGUGUAUCUGUGCUAUCUGCACAGUCAGUGAACACAGGGGCCAUGACAUUGUCUCUGCUGAGGCAGAGAGGGGUGAGAAACAGAAACUAUUGGGAGUCUCCCAAGCUGAGAUUAAACAAAAAUGCCAGGAGAGGGUGAAGGAGCUGGAGGAACUGAAGACUGCAGUGGAUUCACUGAAGAAUUCAGCCCAGAGAGCCAUGGUGGACAGCCAGAAGAUGUUCGAGGACAUGAUCCGCUCCAUUGAGAGGAUGAGGUCAGAGGUGACCAAGCUGAUUGGAAUCAACGAGAAGGCUGCUUUCAACCAGGCCGAGGCUUUGAUCGAGCGACUGGAACAAGAGAUCGAUGAACUGAAGAAAAAGGAGUCGGGGCUUAAGCAGCUUUACAGCACUGAGGACCACAUCCACUUUCUGCAGAACUUCAAUUACCUCUGCACUCCCACUGACGAUGGCUUCUUACCCAAAGUGACAGUCAACCCUGACUUUUCCUUCGGGAAUGUGAGGAAAGCUGUGGCUGAGAUCAAGGAACGCCUUGAAGAGUUUGGCAGAGAGGAGCUGCUUAAGAUCUCCAAGUCAGUGAAUGAGGUACCAGUCUACACUACAGCAAGUCGAACGUUGGACAGAAGGAGCAGAGUUAAAGAAAUGAUAGUGAACAACUCUCCUCCUCCAGAGCCAAAGAGCAGAGCAGAUUUUGUGAAAUACUUCUGCCAGCUGAAAUUAGACCCCAUUACAGCCUACAAAGAGCUGUUCAUCUCUGAAAACAGCAGAAAAGUCAUCCGCACCAGGGACCUGCAGCCCUAUGGAGACAACCAAGAGCGAUUUGACAGCUUUGCCCAGGUGCUCUGCCGGGAGUCCCUCUCUGGAGGCCGCUUCUACUGGGAGAUCGAGUGGAGCGGGGAGUUCUCCAUCGGAGUGGCCUACAGAAGCAUCAGCCGAAAAGGCAAAGGCUCGCUGUGUCUGCUGGGCUACAACGACAAAUCCUGGAGUCUCCUCUGUUCUGACACAGGUUACUCUGCCUGGCACAACCGUGUGGACAAAUCCGUCAAUGGCCCCCACUCCCCCAGGAUAGGCGUGUACCUGGACCACACUGCAGGUGUGCUGGCGUUUUAUAGCAUAAGCAACACCAUGACCCUCCUGCACAGGUUUGAGGCCACGUUUGUUGAGCCCCUCUAUCCGGGCUUUGGAGUUGGAACCUCAGUCAAGAUCUGCAAUAUCAAGUGAUCAUCGAUGUUUCAGCUCUCAUUUGAAGAUCUGAGAAUAUUUUGCAUUUGUUUCUUAUACUAUACAGCAAUGCUUUUGGAAUAUAUAUUUUUGCUAAAUUUUCACACUGUACCAAACCACAUAAAUUAAGUUUUAUUGCUUUUUCUUUUUUUUUUUUUUAGAAAAAAGUUACUUCCAAAUGUGUAUAUACUUUUUUAACCCCACAUAUCACAUACUAUGUUUUGCAUUCUGCUGUCAAAUCACAUUUUCAUGAUAGUUUUCUAAGAUCUUAUUGAAAUACGUAAUUACUGCAUAAUCACAAUAUCAAGAAAGUGUUAUCCCUUCAGGCUUCUGAUAGUAACUGCUGGACAAUUUUCUAACAUGUCAGUAUACAUGAGCUAAAUCUGUAAACAUUAUAUAUUCCCACAGGAAAUAUAAUACCAUUACAUUUUUAGAUUUACCCACAAUUAUUAUUUCAUUAAGUGUAUGACAUAUUUUAAUUCAUAAUGACUGUACCCUGAGGUAUGUUUUCUGAUGAUAGGUCAUUUCACUGUAGGCCAAUAUUAUUGCAUAAUGAAUUUUAAGUAUUACAAUGACGCUCAUGUUGGUGCAUUACAUUCAGAAUAUUUUAGUCAUUUCAUGUUGUGAUAUUAUCUGUUGUCAUAUCAGUUGCUGAAAGUCCUUAUAGUUUUUUUUCACUUGAACUAACCCUUAUUUAAUUUUGUGUAUGUUUACUUAUAUAAAGGCCAAACAGAGUAUAACUGUUUCCAGAAAAGACUUGU